UUUACAGUUAUGACAGGCCAGUGUAGUGCACGAGAUAUAUGUGCUGUUAUGAAAAAUACAAAUGUAGGAUAAGAACAAAAUGUUGUGGAAAUUUUACGGAUUUGAUUAUUAUUGUUCAUUGUUUAAAGAAUAGAAAAGAAAAGAAGGGUGGCUAUUGAGUAUUAUAAACCAUCUAAUGGAUUUAAAUCGUUCUGACAUGUCCGAAUUUCAAGACAGGGAGCUUAUUGAGGCUGUGCUGCAGAAAUCUGAAGAGCCCUGUCGUCUUAACGAGUCGGCAGGUUCAAGACUUAGCUCCUUGGUUCUCCAUCAUGCCAGUCUAAGGUCAACCGGAAAUUUGAGCCGUCCAGCAAGUUUUGUUUCUAGGCGUAGUGGAACAUUGUCACAAGAGAAGCUCAGUGAUAUAUUAGAUGAUGAUUUAAUAGAGAAAGACAAGAGCAGCUCAAAAUAUGAGGAAAUAAAGCUGAAUUUGUUAAUACUUCUCCUUCUUUGUAUAUUGUCAUUGGUGCUUGGAUUACUCUCCAUUUUGCUGAUUGUCUCGCUGUCUGAGGAUAAUAAUGCUGCCGUGUCACGUGACUCUGUGACACAUGAAACUUUUGUUGACGUAAACAGGACAUAUAUGACUGUGACGGAAGUUGCAACAGCGUUGUCAAUGUUUGUUGUGGUUUGUGAUAUUACAUGCUUGCUCGUCUGCUCCCUUCAGUGUCUGAUUGUUGUGAAACUAUUAAAAUUGAAUUUAGGAGAUGAAAGGGCGUUGAAAUAUUUAAAGGAGUGUUCAAGCAGCAGAGAUAUAACUGUUUCCGGUUUCUUUGUUUCAAUCCCAGUGUUCCUCAUUUCUUUGAUUCUGUAUGUCAUUCUGAAAUUCACAACAGCUGCCGCCAUUACAGCCAUGGUCAUGCUUAUUGUUGGCAGCGUGUUUUGCGUGCUCAGCGUAAUACAGAACACUUACCAUUGGAGGCUAGAAAGGUCUCGCGCUUUGAAGGGACUUCCGGUUUUUGACUGCGUGUUAUAUGGGAAAGACGGAAAAGAAUCAGCGACCGGGAAAGAACUGUCAACGUUAGUUUGAUAAUAUUCCUGAAGAAAAUGGCCAAAUCUCAUAUUUUAAGUGACUUUUUCAAAUAUCAAGAUUUGAAUUCAGGAUUUUUAAAAUGUGAAAUUUAAAUGAAAGACAAUCACAAUUAAUUCGCUAAUGUUUAUUGAAGUACUAAAACAUAGCUUGAAUGAGAUGUACUGUACUGUCUUUUGUGACGUUGUUUACAUACUUUCAGUUACAGACAAUUUGUUUUGCCCAUUGAAAUGAGUAAAAGUGUUAAAAUCCGUUCAAAAUUCAAAUUUUUCUUGUUAAUUGUAUCUAACGUGUAUAUGCGAGCAAUAAAUUAAUCAUAGGAAG
This is a messenger RNA of Ruditapes philippinarum (Manila clam), 1387 nucleotides long. RefSeq lists its product as uncharacterized. The coding region runs from base 176 to 1063 and encodes 295 amino acids. NCBI's taxonomy places the organism in Eukaryota, Metazoa, Mollusca, Bivalvia, Venerida, Veneridae. The record is from RefSeq and is a predicted model, not a curated record. The transcript is spliced from 4 exons.